Molecule: messenger RNA, 306 nt
Organism: Exophiala spinifera
Lineage: Eukaryota; Fungi; Ascomycota; Eurotiomycetes; Chaetothyriales; Herpotrichiellaceae
Exons: 1
Coding region: 1-306 (101 amino acids)
Source: RefSeq, a predicted model, not a curated record
AUGUCGAAUCCGAUUCCGAGGGACGAGACGGUAGACCUGUUAGGGGUCGGAAUGAUUCACGGAGCUUCUCAUGUCGACAAUACCCCCGAAAACGUUCAAGACCCAUUGAAGGAUGAACUCGACAACUUGUCUAGAGCAGUGUCACUGACUGCCGCGGUCUCCCCACAAAAGAAGGGGACUCGGAAGAAGUACAUUCCUGUGCCACGUCCAGACUUUGCAGAAGAGCCAUGGCACGGUGUCUCGAUGGUUCUUAAACAAAGUGAACAUAACGCGAAACGCCGUCACGGGAAACCUGGUCGUCAGUGA